Lates calcarifer (barramundi perch) is the source of this 3144-nucleotide messenger RNA. It is a transcript of the gene fmodb, whose product is annotated as fibromodulin b. The transcript is spliced from 2 exons. The record is from RefSeq and is a predicted model, not a curated record. The coding region runs from base 1 to 1041 and encodes 346 amino acids. NCBI's taxonomy places the organism in Eukaryota, Metazoa, Chordata, Actinopteri, Centropomidae. Gene Ontology annotation, molecular function: protein binding.
AUGCGGACAGUGGUGCUCCUCCUCAUAAUGGGAAUAGUGGAUCUGAGCAUCGGCCAGCGUUACAGUCAGUUUCACUGGCUGUCCCACCUGCGUGCUCGGCGGCAACAUGCAGGCUGGCAGGCCGAGGAUGUGGACUGCCCCCUGGAGUGCGACUGCCCCUCAACCUUCCCCACAGCUAUGUAUUGUCACAGCCGCAAUCUUCAGCAUGUUCCCUACGUCCCCUCACAUAUAAAGUAUGUCUACCUGCAGCGUAACCAGAUCACAGGCAUCCAGGAUGGGGUGUUUAACAACGCUACUAACUUAGUCUGGGUUGUGCUGUUUCACAACCAGCUCAACUCAGACAAGAUCGGCAAGAACGUCUUCAGCAAGCUCAAGAACCUGGACCGGCUGUUGUUGGAUCACAAUGAACUUACCCGUGUGCCUCCCAAUUUGCCCAAGUCUAUCACAGACCUGCGACUUGGUCACAACAAGAUCUCAAAAAUUCUCCCCAACUCAUUCGAGGGGAUGGCUGACCUCACUACCCUUCAACUCCAAGCUAAUCUCAUAGAGGACAUUGGAGGUGUGUUCAAGGGACUGAAGUCUCUGACCAUGCUGGAUAUGAGGAAAAACAAGCUGAGGAAAAUCCCUGACAACCUCCCUGAGAGGCUGCACCAGCUCUACCUGGAGUUUAAUAACAUAGAGAGUGUGCCGGCUGGCUUUCUCACCAUGUACCCCAAGCUGCAGUUUUUCCGAUUGGCUCAUAACAAGCUGACAGAUAAAGGACUUCCAUCUGGUGUCUUCAAUAUUAGCACACUGGUUGAACUUGACCUGUCCUUCAAUAAACUGGAGAAGAUCCCCGUUGUCAGUAGGAACCUGGAGAACCUUUAUUUACAAGCCAAUAAGAUCAAAGAGUUCUCCCUGAGCAGCUUCUGCAGCACAAUCGACAUGACAAACUUCUCUAAGCUGAGAAUGCUGCGUCUGGAUGCCAAUGAGAUCAGUGCCAGAGACAUUCCUGCUGAAGCUGCCUACUGUUUGCGGCGCGUUGCCUUUAUUGAUGUGUAGUGCUCUCUCACUGAUGUGUCUCAGCUCACUCAGGGUUUUUGCUCCUUCUGUAACACCCCUGCUUCUUGUCACCUGUCCCUAUUUUUACCUUAUGUCACUUACUGUCCUCACUAGCAAAACUUUGCAAGAUGAUGUUUUGUUAAACUGUUUCAAGAGCUACUAUUAUUAUUCCAAAUGAUUAAACAGUUCCAGUACUAAUAAACGGGAAAUACCACAGAUGUAUAAUCAUGUAUCCAGAUGACAGGCAUAUGGAUGACAAAGAGCAAUGGAUGACAUCCUUUCAACAGACCAAUUAGAUUAUCAGUUGCAGUAUUCUGGCAAAAUAAUACUCAAACUCUUAAUAAGUUGUAGCUGUUGACAACAAGUUCUGCUUGUGUCAUGUCUGGCAAAAUAUAACCUGUAUAAAACAACACUGUCAUCACUGUGAGAUUCAGUUUGGAUCUUUGCCUCCACCAUGUGGUACCAGGUGAUAAAACAGUAAGAUGGGCAGUGAAAAUUUUCAUUAUUAUUAUUUGGCUAGGUCACUUUUUAACAUGCAGUCAGUGUAUUCACUUAAUAAUGGGUUUACUGGUUGUUGUUACAUCUUUAGAAUAUUUUUACUUUAAAGACUGUUCAUAAUUUUCCAGCAACAUUUAACAUUACAUUACAUUAUUUAACAUUGGGUGUUUGUGUCUAUAACUGAUGAAAAAAUAUGUAUUCCUUCUUCAGAUAAGGCUCUAUCUAAAAGCUAAUCAUUUGUUGGUUUCAAGUCUGUUAUUACUGUAUUAACUGCUCUAUAAUGUUUUAGUUUUUUGGUAGGUGUGUUUCAGUAACUUAAACUUCACUUUUGAAAGAUUCUUGUAAGUUGUAAAUUCUGAGCCAAUGUGUUUUAUAUUGUAUGUGUCAUUAAAAUGUGUACUUCACAGACAGAGUGAGUCAGUAAGCUAAGAAUCCAGAUUUUUGACCUGUGAAUCGACAUGAUUCAGUUUAUAUCCACCCAGACAGAGAGCUAUGAAUUACACAUUUUUACGCAAAGUGUAAAGUGAUUUUUUUUUCAUCUAGGAAUUUGCCACUUUGUACCUAUUAUUACAUCUGGGGGGGGGCGAACAAUUUCCAGAGUUAUUUGUCUCUCUAACUGUUGACAGUGAUGUAUUUUUAGCUCCAACAACAUGUUCUGUUUCCUCUAAUUUGAAGGUAAGAGAGGCAGAGAGGUUGGGAGAGAGAAAAAGGCGGCAGCCCUCUUGACAAUUCAAACUGGUCUUAGGCAGUUCCCACAUAUUUAUUGUUGAAGACAACUUGCCUUUUCAUCUUCCACAGCUGCCUUUAAUCCUCUGCAGAAAGGCACUAAAUUGAAUUAUAGAAAUACUUUCCUUGUUUUGUAAUGGAGCAAUGUCUUGGGAUAAAGAAUGGAUUGCUGGUGGUGCAAUGAUGGUUUGCGCACUGAUAAGCGGUAGCCUGUGAAAUGAAGUGUGUUAUAGAUCAUGUUAUAUUGCAGGCUGUGCAUGGUUCUGCAGAGGCUGUGGAGCGGGGCUGUUUUUUUUUUUCUCCUCCGCUUCUUACGCAGAUUCUUCAGAAACAAAAUAGAGGCCAGCACACAUGUACGUGAUCAUAUGUGGGAAUCUUUUGACAGAGUUUACUGAUGUGGUCCUCUCUGGGACGCAUACAAUUGUUUCACUUUGUGGGGAAUUGUCCAAUUUAUCUCAGACUCAGACGUUAUGCAAUUUAUUAUUACAAAACAUCAGGCUGGGCCAUCAGUGAGUAAACACGAGUAAAAGGCAUGACGGUAUUAGGGAAUACACAUGCCCCGCCUUCCCUCUCUCUCUGUAUUAUCCUGUUGCUUACCACUGCCACACAUUAAUGAUUAAAUGUCAUGCAUGCAUUUGUGUAAACUGUAGUAGCAAACCAAAUCCUGUCAGGCCCUGCGCAGUUAAGACAUUUCUUUCAGCUGCAGCAGUGGCUGGUGUGCAUCAAUCAUGAUCGUUUCUCUCUCCUCUCUCUCUGCCAGUAACAACAGCCCAGUGUGUUUGACCAAUAACAGAAUAUUCUCCAGAGUUCAUGUUGAAACUAUUCAUACUGUUUUGCAAUAAAACUUUGGCCAUAACUUUUCACAGUUGGCUCCAUGAA